AAAAAAAAUGGCAAAAUUCCUUCUGUCAUUUUCCCAGAGAGUCAUAGAUUCCACGAUCUAAGCACAAGAACAAGGACCUAGAUUUUAUUGAUAGCCUACUUAUCACAUUCUAAUCUAAAGUACUGUAUGUUUAUUGCUACAUAGAUAAGCUUUUGUUAAGAUGGAGAUGAAAAGAGAAGCAGAAGACAAAUUUUCAUCUGACCAUGAUGUUGAUGAAAAUAGAGAGGAUUUCUUAUGUAGCUGUUGUUUUAAUCUAAUGACUCAACCAACAUCUUUAAUGUGUGGACAUAAUUUCUGUCGAGGAUGUUUAGCUAGAUGGUUUCUAACAUCAAGAAAAAGAGAAUGUCCAACAUGUCGACAAAAAUGGCAAGGUCAUCCUAAAGUAAACAUAACAUUAAGGAAUAUGAUGUAUAGAUUAUUUAAAGAGGAGGUCAAACAGUUAGAUAUAGAUUUAGAAAAUGAUGAAGAAACGAAAUCAAAGUUGGAUGAUUUUGACAAGAAAUUACAAUCAAAAGAAACCGAAUCUGAUCCCAGAGCAUUUUGUUCUGGAAUACUUCUUACUUUAAUUGCUAUAUUAGUAAUAUAUUUAGCAUGGUACUGGCGUAAAAGUGAUCAAGAUUUACUUAUCAAGAAACCAUUGUGGUCUUGGAAACCCCAGGAUGUUAGUACAUGGUUAACAGAAUUAACAUGGGCUGAACUUUAUUCUCAGUAUGUUUUACAAGAAAAAAUAGAUGGCACAAUGUUAAUGGGCUUUGAUGAAGAAUCUUUAAAGAAAAAGUUACAUAUAGACAAUAAUGUACAUCUUAAAGCUUUACUAUAUGCUAUACAGGGUAUGACAGAAACUGGGGUGAAAUUUCCUACAAAUCUCUGGGAAUAUAAGGCACUGUACCCAGGAAGAAGUUUAUUUCUAUUAUAUGGUUUAAAAGACUUUCCACGUACAACCAUAUUAUAUUUAUAUCUUUUUAAUUAUGAAGAAGUAUUUCUACCAUUUGUACAUUAUACUACACCAUCUAAUGAAAGUCAUUAUGUUAUUGCUGAGGUUAAACCAGCUACUUGGCAGUUAAUAACAUUUAUAAUGUAUACAAUACUAUUACCUUAUUGGUUAGUUGGUAAAUUCUCCUGGUUAUAUAGUGAUGUUCAUAGAUGGACCUCCUUGUUUGUUAUGUUCUCCUGUUUUUUACUCUCCUUUAUUGAAGUCUCACUUUUCAGAUCUUUAUUAUUCAACAAUGAAAAUAGAAUAAGAAGUCAUGUUAAAAUGGUCAUAUCUAUGGGAAUAUUUGUUAUUUUAUGGCCUGUUGUACCCAGACUUAUCUGUGAUUUCUUUUUCUAUGCAGCUCUGUAUUUUUCUUCAGUUCAACUAUGUGUUCAAAUCAAAAAUAAUAUUGUAAAUAAUAACUUAUAG
Lottia gigantea (owl limpet) is the source of this 1402-nucleotide messenger RNA. RefSeq lists its product as hypothetical. Bases 161 to 1402 code for a protein of 413 amino acids. Gene Ontology annotation, biological process: proteasome-mediated ubiquitin-dependent protein catabolic process. Gene Ontology annotation, cellular component: nucleus. The record is from RefSeq and is a predicted model, not a curated record. The transcript is spliced from 8 exons. Gene Ontology annotation, molecular function: metal ion binding; protein binding; ubiquitin protein ligase activity. Lineage: Eukaryota; Metazoa; Mollusca; Gastropoda; Lottiidae.